AUGGCAAUGGCAUCCACUCCCUCCAACCCCACCAGCCGCCUCCGCCGCGAGGCCGUGGUCCGUGCGGUGGCCGCGCUCCUCAGAUGGCUCCAGAAGCACCCUACCCCGGCGCCGGAGCCCAUAUACCUCAUCGUCACCGUCAAGAGCGCUCCCGUCCGGCGCUUCGAGCACCAGCUCCGCCUCCCGCACUCCCCGUUCCCCUCCAUCUCCCUUGUCUCCGACCGCUUCCCCGCCGACCUCCCCGACGACAUCGACCCGCUCCCUUCCUCCGCGCUCCGAUCCCUCCCCGCGGCCACGCGGCGCGGCCUGAUCCUCGUCGACCGCCGCCUCAGGGUCCCCGGCGGCAGCGGCAAGGCGGCGGGCGCCAAGCGCGGCGUGACCGUGCCCGUGGACCUGUCGGACCCGGCGUGGGCGGAGUCCGCGAGGGAGGCGGCGCGUUGCGUGGAGCUGCGGGUGGAGGGCGGGACUUGCCGCGCCGUGCGCGUGGGCCACGGCGCGAUGGCGCAGGAGGAGGCCGUGGAGAACGUGGUGGCCGCCGUGGAGGCGGCCGCCGCGUGCGUACCGAGGAAGUGGCGGAAUGUGCGGGCGCUGCACGUGAAGUCCCCCGAAUCGACCGCGUUGCCGCUCUACUCCGCGCCCGGCACCGGCGUGGAGGACAACGACGGCGACGGCGUCCUGGAGGCUGCGAAGCCGGAGGAGGGCACGCCGACGAAGGAGGAGCAGGGAAGAACGAAGAGGAGGAAGAAGAGUGGCAUGGGCUGUAAUUAG
Molecule: messenger RNA, 768 nt
Organism: Miscanthus lutarioriparius
Lineage: Eukaryota; Viridiplantae; Streptophyta; Magnoliopsida; Poales; Poaceae
Source: the annotation of a GenBank genome assembly